AUGUCGUAUAGCAAAAUUCCAUCAAAACCCUUUGACACCGCACAAACCCCCACAGAUGAAUACAGUGCAAGUGAGCCGUUGAUAAAAGGCCCUAAGAAGGGGUCACGGAAGCCAUUCAGCAGUGAUGACCAGCCCCGCCGGAACCGUAUCCUGCUCGCUCGGGGAUUCUCAACCACCUUCGCCCCCCUUGUCCUCCUCGUGAUCUGUCUUUGGAUAUUUUCCAAAAAGCGCUCGAUGAGCAAGUUGGAGCAAAGGUCCUUCAAUACACUAUCAAUCCUACUCACAGCCACCGCGAGUUUGGGUCUUGGAUCGCUCUUAGGGCACCUGGGUUCCAUGCUCAGGUGGCCCAUACUUGCCCGAACAGUACAUCAAAUGCAAGAUGUGGACUCAAUACUAGGCAUGUCGCCACCAGCUGGCGCCCUCCGACUCAUCAAGAGACACAUUCGAGAGCGGAGAAUAUCGCGAACCACGUUUAUCGUCACUGCAUACCUCCUCACAAAUGUGAUUGGUAGAUUGAGCGUGGCUAAUUUCGGUUUGACUUUCAAUAUGACGGAUAAAAAAGGGAUCGAGUAUCCAGUCCUUGCGACAAAUUGGACAUCAGCUUUAUGGACUAGACGAAUAUUCCCCAACGGGACCACUAAUUCCGCGGUGGACAAAAAUAGCGGGGAAGAGUUCUUGAGUUCGUCAUGGAGUGGAUUACAGAAGUACGCCAAAUCCCCUGACUGGGCUCUUGAGAGCGCUAGGCUCCGUACUGGAGACGACAUAACCCCCUACAUAGAGCCUGAUCUCCAAGUGCAAAACACUGCUCUCAACGUGAACGGGAACACUGUUAAAUAUUCGUACAAUUUGAAGGAUUUCAAGGAGGGAUAUGCUAUACCAUCAAACCAUACUGUUCACUCCUCUGCAAACUGCAGCUUAAUAGAGGUUAGCGAUGGUCGAUAUUGGCGUUGGGCUAAUGGGAAUAGAACUGGUCCCUUCAGUACGUAAGACUUUUGCCACCACUCAAUAAUGCAUGGCACAAGUGUCGGUGAAGCUAAAAUUUGAUUUGGGGAAUUAGCUUGGGGUAGGAAGAACAAUACCGAUGUUGGGGUGGUACCCGAGGUACUGCAGCUAGCGAAUGAUACCAUGGUCACCCAGUCCUUUCCGUCCUUUGAAGUCUACUGGGUGUCAAUCCUGGACCUUUUGAAUGAAAGAAGCGUAUUACCCCAGAUUUAUAUCCUAUGCUCGAAUAUAGCCUGGGAAUGUUGGCCAACCCUAACUGAAACCAUUGGUGACAAUGAGUCACACCAAAUCCCACCCCAUGAAAGGCUUUUUCACCCCGCAAACCUAUAUCAGCUGUUGGCAGUGAGAAACGGGAUAUACUUUGACCAGACCGAUGAGAAUUACAUUUCUCUGGGCAGCUUUAGUAGCUCAUCGAUUGGAGUGGAAACAAAUAGUGGAGCAAAAGAGCUUUGCGGUUUUGGUUUAUUUGACUCCCCAAAUCAGACAGUAUUUGAUGGUUAUACCCUUUGGAUGGCGGGCCUAGUAGCUCGGCGACUGACCGCAGCCAUAAUGUAUGCGAACACCGAUUUACCCCAGUUCGCGCGAAGCCAACGCCCUAAUCAGACCUCUGGCACCGUAUACCUACAUACAACCUUAGAGGUACACUGGCUCCGUGUUGUCCUCAUAUUGGUUAGCAUUACGAGCGGUAUAGCCCUGGCGACCCUUACUGUCCUCUACUACUGCGCUGGUAUCUACACCCGAGACGAUAGUUACUUAGUGACCGCGGAGCUAUUGAAAACAGUUAUCAAUAGAUUUGAUGGUGGGAAAUUGAUGACGGGGGAGGAAUUGGCAGCGUCUCUUGAUGAUGUCUUGAAAGCGCCAGUUAGCUAUGGGACUAGGAAGGGCAAUGAUGGUUGCCCGUCAGAGGUGGACCUGGCAAGUGGCUUGGGUACCAACUUCUCACCAUUUCCACAAAGAAGCAAUCCUAGUGGAACAGCGGUUAAGAGACCUGAGAGUUGCAGUGACUGAUUCCUCUGAUAUGGCAGAAGUUUGGAAGACGGAGGUUCGGCCGAUUAUGCAGAUAAGACAAUUGGAAACAGUUGGGGGAGGUUUGAGUGCCCGGCCGGCCAAAUUUUCACUAGAGAUGGUAGGGUGGGAAGAUAUUUUUUAAAAAAA
Tuber melanosporum (Perigord truffle) is the source of this 2157-nucleotide messenger RNA. RefSeq lists its product as uncharacterized. The coding region runs from base 1 to 987 and encodes 328 amino acids. The record is from RefSeq and is a predicted model, not a curated record. Lineage: Eukaryota; Fungi; Ascomycota; Pezizomycetes; Pezizales; Tuberaceae. The transcript is spliced from 4 exons.